AUGAGUAGUGAAAGACGUGAACAAAUUUUGGCUGAUUUUAUAGAAUGUACAGGAUUGGAAAAUGAAGAAGAAUGUAUUGCUAUUCUUGAACAAUAUCAAUGGAAUUUAUUGAAUGCUGUACAGGCAGUACAUGAUCGACUUGGAGGUGGAAAUGAUACAAAUAUUGAACCAACAAUACCUAAACAUUCAACAACAACAUCAUCUCAUCGUUCAACAACUACAAAACAAUCACCAGUAGUGAAAAAACCGAAUCAUAUUAGUAACAAUCAUAAACGUUAUUCAGAUUCGGAUGAUAAUAAUGAUUCAGAUGAACCACGUAUUAUUAGAAGUUUGCCAGGUGGUCCAAGAACAAGCAAAGGAACAAGUGGAGCGACAAAUCGAGGACCAGCUCGUGAACUUCGUUUUACAAUUGAAUAUAAGGAUCAUACAGAAUGUAUUACAAUUUUUGAUAGUGAAAGUAUUCGUCAAUUACAAUCAAAAAUUGCCGAAAAAUUACAUGUUCCACCAAAUCGACAAAAGUUUACUAAUUGGACUUCAAAGCACUAUGAUGAUCAGACAAUCUUAAAGGAUCUCAAUUUACCUAAAGACAAUACUAUCCAUCUUAUAGCAACAGCAACACCAAUGACUAAUGGAGCUACUCGAACAUCAUCAUCAUCAACAACAACUCCAACUACCUCGACUCGAACUUCUCGUCAUCCAACAACACCACCAAAAAAUUCCUCAACAAUAGCAAGUACUUAUUUUCCAAUAACGGUGCUAUAUGAAGAUAAAUCCGGCAAAUCAACACCGUAUGAACUUGUUUUAAAACCAACCACAACAAUAGGCGAAAUGAAAAAAGAAAUUGAACAUGUAACUCAUUUACCAACUCGACAACAAAAUUGGACUGGUUUAUUCGGCGCAAAAGAUUCAGAUCAAUUACGUCAAACAUCCAUUGGCCGUAAAGCUCAUCUUAUUGUACGUAAAAUCGAACCAUCAUCAAAUCAAAGGAUACCAAUAAAUAGACCUGAUGUAAAAAAUUCAACAUUGAUCAAACAUGAAAGUGAAGAUGAAACUAUGGAUACUGAUCAUGUAAUUGAUUUAGAAAAAUUUGAUGAUGAUGCGAAUUCUCUACCUCAACUUUCAAAUACGACAACUGCUACUAAUAUCACAUCAAAUCGAGAAUUACUGAUUCCUGAUCGUUGUACAGACGAUAUAGUGGGUCUUGAACAUUUUUCACGUGUAUUUCAUGCACGUUUUGGUUCAACUGGUCCAAUUCUUUAUAUUGGUUCAUUAGAUCAAGCUAUUCAAGAUUCUCUAUUUACGUCUAGAAAUGAGAGACGUCCAUUAGCUAUUUAUCUUCAUAAUGAUCGAUCAGUUUGCGCUAAUGUCUUUUGUGCUCAAGUAUUAGCUAGUGAAACGACUGUUGAAUAUUUAGCAAGUAAUUAUGUUGUAUGGGCUUGGGAUAUAACAACAGAUGCCAACCGAACAAGAUUAUUAGAAACAUUUAAACGAUGUAUAGGUCCUCAAUAUGCUCAACGCAUAGCUGUUAUGGAAAAAGAUGCAUUUCCACUUAUACUUAUUCUUAUACGUUCUCGUGGUUCAUUAGAAUUAAUAAGUGUUAUUGAAGGUAAAAGUACACCAAGUGAAGUUUUACUGAAUCUUAUACAAUCACAUGAUUUAUAUGAACAACAACGACAACGUGAUGUUGAAGAAGAAAUAUCACGUGAAAAACGUGAAAAUCUUAAAAAACAACAAGAAGAUGAAUAUAAUCGAUCACUUGAAGCUGAUUUAGCUAAAGAACGAGCACGAGUAGCUGAUGAACGAAGACAAAAAGAAGAACAUGAUGCUAAUGAACGAUUAAAACAAAAACAAUUACAACAACAACAAGAAUGCAGAGCUCGUCUACCUGAAGAACCAAGUGAAACAGAAAAAGAUAUUACUCGAUUAAAAAUUCGUUUACCAAAUAAUGAGGGCAUUUUAAUGAGACGUUUUCGUAUUAAUGAUACUCUUCAAAUUCUUUUUGAUUAUUUAACAAGUCAAGGUCGUAUGUUUGGUGAUUACAAACUUUUAUCAACAUAUCCAAAACGUGAUUUGACACAGCUCAAUCGAUUAGAUACAUUUGAACAGUUAAAAUUAUAUCCACAAGAACAACUCAUUCUUGAAAAUUUAUAG
This is a messenger RNA of Rotaria sp. Silwood2, 2151 nucleotides long. NCBI's taxonomy places the organism in Eukaryota, Metazoa, Rotifera, Eurotatoria, Philodinida, Philodinidae. The record is from the annotation of a GenBank genome assembly.